GACAAACUAUAGGUAUAUAGUAAAUUUGUUACCAUUCAUACUAUAAUAUCACAGUGAUUGGUGUGUACAAUUUAUAUAAUCAUUCUCAUUAUCAUUCUCGCUUUUCAGUGUUUUCACUUUUUCAAUUGGAUAUAAUAUGUGUCUUGGCGUUAUUGGAGACACGGUUUAAAUUUUCCAUCGAUUGUCGACUCUAACGUUACAGUUUUUUUCUUUUCGCACUUAGGACAUUCAUAAAAAAAUAUAAUAUUACAAUAUUUCUGCCAGUUCCGUAGGAGAUGUUCAUGAAUAAUAUGAAACGGUUAGGUUUUUUCGCGUACGAAUCACUCGCACGAACGGUCAUACAUAGGCGAACAAACGAUAUUGUUAAAUGGCGACGACCAUAUUGUGAUUCACCUGAAGUAAGAACGUUUAUUGUGUAGAUUUAGAGAAUAGUUUUUUAAUACUAUUAUAUAUGUUUUAAUAGAUUCGAUUUCCGGUUAUAUUGAGUUGGGCUAUUCCUUUUUUUUGGUACAAUUCGACUGACCAAACGAAAAUUGAUAAAGAUGAACUGGCUGCUGACGACAUUAAAUAUGAUCUUACACAAAAAAUAAUUGAAGCCGAUCAGCUUUUUUUAGCCAACAAGUAUGAGGAUGUUGUCCACCUACUCGAAGAAUUCAAAGUAAUUCAAAUACAUUUAGAUUUUACAAUCAUUGGUUUCUGAGUGUAUUAAUCAUCACCAAUAUUAAAUUAUCGUAAUAAAACAUUUUGUUUUUCAUCAAUAGUGAUAAUAUACUAUUGUAAUUGAGUACAAAUUUGAAUACAUACAAAAUAAUGAAGUGCAAAAUUAUUAUUAGCAUAUGGCUCUGGAAAAACAACGUUUUUAAAAAUAAUAUAGGUUUACUAGGACUAUUACCAAUAAAAAUAAUGUAAUGAAACUAAUACUAAGACUAAAAGAUUGUAACAAAACUAAGUUUGGUAACAAUCGGUAACUUGUGAUUCUUUGUCUGUUUGGUACAGGCUAGGUUAUAGACACAUACCUAAGUUUUCCAUCCUUUCGAUGGCAUCUGUGCUGGCUGUGUAGAUUUUCUCCAUACCUCCUGUGAAUUCCGUUAGUGGGCCAUUUUUUUACUAUGGGCCUGACAGUUUACUCUUGUUCGCAGUCACAUAAAUUGCAUAAUAAUGUACACCUUUUCACUUAACACUGAUAUAUCAGUAAUUUGUGAACAUUUUAUUGUCAAAUUAUUUUUAGUGGAAAGGUUUGUACUAUAUUCCUGAAUACCUAACCUAUCAAGUUAAACGUAUUGCAAAGUCAAUUGUCUCUUAAAGUUAGAUUUUAGGUAAUGUAUGUAAUAAGUGUAUUGCCUUUAUCUAUAACGUUUUGAGUAUCUAUAUUGGGGUGACAGAUUUCAACAUUACUUUCAAAAUUGAAACAAUCUGUAUAGCUCUAAAAAAGUAAAAUUCCCAUCAAGUAAAAUAUUUCAAAUUGUAAUGAUAUUAAAUCUAAUUAAAAUCUGUAAUCUAUUUCAUAUUUUUAAUCUAGUAUUAUGAUAUUAAUUAUUUAUAUUUAUAUUAAUUAUGUAUUUUAGGAUAACGAUGAUGUACAAGUACUUUGGCGUUUGAGCAAAGCUCAAUACAACAUGAGUUUAGAUGAAAACAUUAGUAAAGAAAAAAGAAAGUAUUUAAUAUCAUCGGCUCACGAAUUCAUUAUUAAAGCAUUAACAAUUGAUUCAAACGUAUCUGAUAUUCAUAAAUGGGCUGCUAUUUUAAUUGAUGCACACAGUAAUAUUAAUUAUGGAAUUAAGGAGCAAAUAAACAAAUUAGAUACUAUAAAACUUCAUUUGCAAGUAUGUACAAACAUACAGUCAUUAAAUACAGUAGUUAAUUAAUUCAUUUUUUUUAGAAAGCACUGGAACUCAAUCCCAAGGAUCCAUAUACACGGUAUAUGAUUGGUUAUUGGUAAGACCUAAUUGAAUACUUUUAUCGUAUAUUUUAGUUAUACAUAAGUAAUUUUAUUUUUGUUUAAGAAAAAUUUAUCUAUGAAAUCUCUAUCUCAAAAAUUGUACCUCAAGUAUAUUAUUUUAAAGAUUUUAAUUGAUAAUGUCCUAACUAUAAAUGUCAUUUAGAUGUUUACAUAUAAAUAUAUAAUUAUAAUAUUGCAUAUGUAUAAAUAAUAAUAAUAUUUAUUUAGCAGUAUUAAAAAGUAAACAUAUAUGUUAGGAGGACACCACACUGACAUCUAUUGUUUCCGUUUUACAAAUGCGAGACAUAUCAAAUUUGCGUUCAGUAGGACACAUUUUGUGUGUUGUUAGUUUUAAAAUUAAAGCAAAUUGACCUAUUACCAAAAUUAAAGGUAAGAAGAUUAUAUAAUAUGAUCUAGCAGUUUGAUGAAAUACCACAGGUAUUUUCAAUAUUUUAAUUUUUAAGAAAGAUAUAAUAAUUUUUUUUUACUCAUGUCUCGUUUAAAAAUAAAAAUAUUGAAAAUCAUCAACGCUAGGGCAUAUAUAAUCUUCUUACCUUUAAUUUUGGCAACAGGUUAAUUUGCUUUAAUAUUAAAACUAGUGGCGUAAAAUUUGUCCUAACGAAUGCACAUUUGCUAUGUCUCGCGUUUGUAAGACAGGGAUAGUAGAUGUUGAUUUGGCGUCCUCUUAAGUAUAGUCAUAUUGUACUGCAUUAUCUAUUAAUAAGUAAAAUUAUUUUCAAAAUAAGUUCGCUGUUUAGUUACCAAUUCUAAACUAAUAAUGUAUAGGUUACAGUGUUGACAAAUUUGUAUAUGUGAGCUUUUUGUCUGAAAACAAUUAUCAGGUAGCUGUUAUAAUAUUUUGGGAAAUAUUGAAUUAUCCGAACCUAUGUUAUAGUUGUAGAUAAUUAGUUGUGUUAAAUUUGUUAGUCAUAAGUAAAAUGUUUUUUUUUUCUAGUAUGAUGUUUUACUGUUAAUAUUUUUGGUUCUGUGUAUGCAUUGUAAGGAAGAAGCCCAGGUUUACAAUGAAUCAUUUUUAGAGUGAUGCUAUCUGUAUGCUGUUUGUAUAGGUUUGUUCAGUUCAUCCCCAUACUACUACUAUAUUCAAUUAUAGAUAGAGUCAAAAUAAAAGUAUUUUUUUAAUCAGUGCACAUUUAAAGAGUGUUUUGCCAUAUUAUAAAACUAGUAAAUUUACAUAAUUUCAAAUUUAAGUUUUUUUCUGAUAUUUUGUAUGGCAUUUAUACUUUAUUCAUCAUAAUUAUUAGGGUAUAUAAUGAAAGGGAAUAAAAAAUAUUUUAUAAAUUGAUAGAAUUUGAUGAGAUAAGAUAACAAUAUAUUAACUAGUAUAGGUGGGGGGGUUCUGUUAGUCUUCUUUAAAUUUUUGAAGGUUUUGGGAACUUGAAAUAUUGUUCCAUCAUAAAUGUUAGUAGAAUUUAAUGUGUAUAUAUUUUAUCUUGUUGUUUGUUUAUGACUGCACAUUGGUACUGUAAAAUGGAUUUACAUGCUGGGUUGUGUACUUUUAAAAUAGAAAUAUUGAAAAGAUUAAAAAUAUUUUUAUUAUUAUUCAAAUUGCUGUUUGAAAACUAUUUGAUAAUUAUUUUCCAAGAGUUUUCUAAUAUUUUAGAAUUAUUAGCCAGAUCCUCAUUAUUUAAUAGGUAUAUGUUUAUUUCACCACAUAAAAUUAUAUUUUCAUUCUGACUUUCAAGUGUUAAAUUGCAUAAUAGGUCUUGCAGUUGUUCUAGAACAUUAUCAUUUGCGGGUUUGUAGAUUCACUCAACACAAUAGAAUCACCUAUUAAAAUGUUUAUAAUUAUUAUAGAUAUAGAAUACAUAUUAUAUUAUAUAGUAUUCUAUACCCAUGAUAGUUACCUAUUUCUGUUAAUAACAUUGCAAAUCUGUUGUCUGUUUUUUCAUGCUAUACAUAUUAAUGCAAAUUAAAUUAAAACUUCUAUUGUGUUUACUUAAUUUGUUAUUUAAUUCUAACUUAUACUUUAUGCAGAAAUUGCUCGGUUAGAAAAUUAUUAAAUGCAAUAUUAUUAAGUGCCAUUUUAAUAAUAAUUUCAUGUUGUAUUCGGUUUAGUUUUGAUUAAAUCAAUUAGUAGAAAACUACCUAGUAAAACCUCGCAAGUCAUUAUUAUUAUUUUUUUAAAGUUAAUAUUUUAAGUUAAGUGUACCAUAGGUUUUGCUGGUGUAGCUGACGAUUUAUAUAUGUAUAAAUUUAAAAAUGGCAUUUGCAGGUGUUAUAAUCUUGCUGACAUCUCUUGGUUUCGACGAGAAAUUGGAUCAAUUAUAUUUGCUACUGACAUUCCUUCAUCUACAUUCGAAGAAGCAUUAGAAUAUUUCCGAGAAGCUGAGUCAAUACAACCAAAAUUUUACUGGUUUGAUUUUGAUUUGUGUUAUAUCAUAGUUUUAAAUAUUAAAUCAGUUCGGUUAUUAUGUUCAUCAUGAACACACACACGUUGCGUUGUAUGUCUUCGCUCCAUUAUCUUUGUGCAUACUCAUUAAAUUGUAUAAUUAUCAUUCAUUACCAAUAUUAAAUAUUUCCCAUAUUAAUAACGGAAUGUGAACAACAAAAGCGUUCAAAAAGCAGACCCAGUCUAUCAUCAAUGCUGUACACCAAAAUUAAAGUUAAAUUAUCUUACAGGACUAAACAUGGUCCUCCCCAAUGUUGAAACUAUCAGACCUAUGGACACACCACUAAUUAUUGCCAUCAUCCUUUACGCUGUGUUAAAUGUGGGGAGAUUACUUCUCAGACAUUUGCACCAAGGACAAAAACAGUCCACCCAAGUGCACUCUUUGCGCGGGUGAUCAUACUUCCUGCUACAAAAGAUCCCAUUAUUCAAUAACGUUAUUAACGAUAGUCCUUAUUCAAAAUUUAUUUCAGUACUUUCUGUAUUAAUAAAUCCCUCAAUUUCCCUCCUUGUAUCCGCACUGCACAAACAACAAAUUUUAUAGUCCAAUUAUCUCUACUCUGUUAAUUUAAUCAUCAUUAUGUUUCCAUUUAUUUUUUAUGAAACUAGUUAUUCAUUAUGAUUAUUUUGUAUUAAAACUUAAAAUAUUAAAUAUUUAAGCAUAUUUAAUUUUGUGUUAAUGACUUAUUUAUUUCUAUUUUUACGUUGUUUUAUCUUUCUAUUAUUUUAAGUACUUUAAUGCUAUAAUAAUUAUUUGCUAGAAGUUAUAAAAAAAAAUUUUUAAUUUAUCAAAUUUAUUUUCCAGUAAAAAUCUUCUGAUGUUGGGCAAGACUUUUUUGAAAAUGGAUAACAAAUUUAGUGCUGAAUAUUAUUUGAAAUUGGUUACACAAUAUCCAGCUAAAACAGUCGAGGAUCAUCAGGUAAAUAUAUUUUGGUUUCUGUUAAUUUGUGUUCACUGCUCAGAUGUUGCCAAUUUAAAUUUUAUACCUUUUUUUCUAUUUAAGUAUUUUAAGAAAACUGGUAAAUGACAAAAGAAUACACACAUAUAUAUAUAUAUAUAUAUAUAAUAUAUAAACUAUAUUUAGUUUGGGAAAAUAUCACUAUAAAACAUUAUAGCGAUGUUAAUAACAGACAAUACAUAAUAAUGUAGCUGUUAUUAUUAUUUUACUUUUCUAUUACUUGAGUUGGGAAAAUAAUUUAUGUAAUUAACUUGUUUAAUACAUAUAAAUUGUUAUUUCAUUUUUCUUAAAAAUACUAAAUAAUAAUUUUAUGUUUAUUGUAUUAUUUAAUUAUUUAUGUAUAGUACUUGCCAAAUCAACUUUCAUUAUACUGUACUGCUAUGUACAAAUUAAUUUUGGAAAAUUUUUUUUACAUAUUUUUGAUCUUUGAACUAUUUUUUUUAGAACAUUUUCUAUCUAGGUUUUUAUGAUGUAUAAUUUAAAAAUUUUUUUUAAAUAUUAUUGAGGAAGUAAUAUUUUUAUAGAAGUUUCCCAUAAAAAUCAAAAGUAUAUUUUUGAGUUUAUCAGUUUAAAAUUUGUAAUUUAUGAUAAAAAUCUAUGUUUCAGGCCAAAUUAGAAGCGGAAAAAAUUCUGAAAUCAUUUGGGUAAGUUCAUUUGAUGCCCCUUCCCUUCACAGUAUUUGAUUAUAGUAUUAAUUACAAUACCUGAAUUACAGAAUUAUUAAUAUUUCAUAACUGAACAACUAUUUAAGUAGUUUCACAUUGGUUGUUACAUUGCUUAUUGCUAUAAAAAUAUACUGUAGAAAGUACUUUACUUAACAUUCUGUUUAAUUUUUGAAAUUAAGUUUGCACUGAAUUAAUAUUCGUUAUUAUUGAGAUCUUGUUUUGAAUGAUUUUAUCAUUUUCCUAUUAAUUUCAAUUCACUAAUUUAUUUUAGGUUAGGUUAGGUUAAGGACAUUUGAUCUUCAUUUCUAAAUGGUUGCUAGUAGGAAGUUGAAGACUGCUUUGGAGAGUAGGCCUAGUAUAUCCUCAAUAUUCAUUAAAUUUAUAAAGGUUUUCUAUUCAAUUUAUAUUGAGUUAUCCUAAUUUUAUUGAAGGUAGUAAAUAGAUGAUGUGCGAUUUGAAAAAUUAAUGAAAGUAAAUACAUAUAUCUUUUACAUUGUGUAAUCAUUUUACUGCUUCAAAAUUCUUUUGUGUUAAAUAUUAAGAUGAAUUUUAUUCAAGUAAAUCAUAUUUUAUUUAUAAAAACAACUACUUUACAUAAUUAUGUUAUUUAGGAAUAAUUGAAUAGUUUAUAAAAACUGUAAUACUAUAAGGAUGCUUAAGAUUUGAAAAAAUACUAUAUUUUUUCAAGUAAAGAGGCAAAAUCAGUAGUGUUGAGUAUAGUUUUGAAAUGGUGUUUAAUCAUCAUAAUAGUCAUUACCACCAUCUAUAUAUUUUUUUAGUAAACAGUGGAGUGCAUAGUUAUCUUACGAGUAAUAAAAUAUUAAACGUGCUUAUUAGUUCAAAAUAAUGUACGUAAUACAUUUCUGAAAAUAUUUAUAUCCAUGUGUCAGCAGAAUGUUUAAUUACAAUUUUAUAUUAAUUUAACUUUUUUAUUAAUUCGUCAAAAGUUGUGUCUAGAUAAUAUGAUUAUUUUGACCUAUUUUUAAAAAUUUUUAAAUGUUGCAUUUAAUAUUUAUAAAUUGCGCAUUUUUUAUAAUCCUUGUAAUUUCAUACAAUAGUUUACACUGCACAUAUACUGUCAAUUUUUUUUAUUGUAAUUAUAAUUUAUUUCCAUGAAUGAUUAUUAAACACUUACCUACAAUAUGUAUAGAUUUAUUUUAAAAAUGGCCUAUUCACACAAAAUUUUAAACUGUAUAUCUUUUAUUUUCGUUGACUACUUUUAAGUUACUGUUUUGUUUUUUAAUAUUAUUUAUUAUACUGCUAGAAUUUGUUAGAAUCUCUUAGUUCCUUAUAAGCGCUGUGUUUUUAUUUUUACUUUAAUUUUAGGUUUUAACUAGACAUAAUUAAAUUUGUACUUUUUACUUUUGUGAUAAAAUUAAACUAUUGAACUAUUUA
This is a messenger RNA of Cinara cedri, 7365 nucleotides long. The record is from the annotation of a GenBank genome assembly. Lineage: Eukaryota; Metazoa; Arthropoda; Insecta; Hemiptera; Aphididae.